Pisolithus orientalis is the source of this 812-nucleotide messenger RNA. RefSeq lists its product as uncharacterized. The record is from RefSeq and is a predicted model, not a curated record. The transcript has 5 exons. NCBI's taxonomy places the organism in Eukaryota, Fungi, Basidiomycota, Agaricomycetes, Boletales, Pisolithaceae. The annotation marks the transcript as partial.
AUGCCUUUGAUCCCAAUAAGCCUUGUGCUUCACCAGCAAAGGCAACUUGUUCAACGUUGCUCCUCGAGGUUAUUUUUAUCCAUCAUGCGAUGUUGAGAAUCGAGAUCGUUUCUGACAGGUACGAACUAACAACACCUGUAAAGAUCGCAACUCACGCGUUCUAUACUAGAAGAGCCACGGGAAUCGUAGUACGCGGAGAUAAGUACGGUAUCAGAACUUUCCACGACAUUGAGUGCGAAGCCCUCCGAGAACGGUAUGCACCUGCACACCCCAUAUGCAUCCUCGAACUGUAUCUCCAACGCCUUGGUAGCAACCCACAAGCCAUGGUGGCACAAGUUUCUGGAGACAAUGCCCGACGAUCCGUCUUCGUUAGCAAGGUAUCGGAUGUCCUUGAGCAUCUGUUCCACAAAGAUUCCGUUGACGGUGCCUACUUCCAGAGCGGCGAAUCAGAGGGAAACAAGGGGGUCGUGAACGCGCUCGGUUGCAGUGAGAAAUUGGAGUGUACGAUACAGGCGAAACGUUCUGGAAGCGAAGCAGACGAGUGGACAGAGGAUACGUACAACGACAACCCUGGAGUUGACGAUGCAGUAGACAAAAACUGGGCCAGACUACUCGCCUUCAAACAGGACAAGGCCAACCAGUCGACAAAAUCGGCGACUUCAGCUGCACUCGCGCGUCCGGAAGGACCUGUCGAUGGAUGACUGAAGUCAUACACUGCGUAUACAUGGGCCUUCCCGGCACCAGCUCCACUUUGCAGUCGUUAGUACGUGGGUGAAACGGCUCAAACGUGCACUGAAACUAGCAUGUACACC